AUGUCAGACGAGACCAUUGUAAAAAAAUUUCGCCUGCCACGGGAGCAAAUUCUGCAGCUCUUGGAUCUUGUUGGCCCAGAGUUGUCAAGACAAACUCGACGGAGCUACCCCCUCAGCCCCGAAAUUCAGCUGCUGGCGGCUCUUCGUUUUUAUGCCGUGGGGAGUUUUCUGGAGGUUGUUGGGGAUGGAUAUGGGCUGAGUAAGACCUCAGUGUGGCUGUGCGUUCACUCAGUCACAAACGUACUGCUUCGCCACGCCACUGAUUACAUACGCAUGCCUUUCACAAUGCACGAAGUGAUGGAGACACAUCAAGGCUUCCAUGCCAUUGCGGGUAUCCCGCGAGUAAUUGGCCUUGUGGACGGGACACUUAUUCCCAUCUCCAACCCAUCAGCACUCGACCAGGCCUUCAUUUGUCGCAAGGGCUUCGCGGCUAUCAAUGUCCAAGUGGUAGUUGAUCACAGGGGAGUGAUUACUGACAUAGUGGCAAAGUGGCCUGGUAGCACACACGACAGCUUUGUGUGGGCCAAUUCAGCGGUGGGUCAAGACGCAGAAAGAAGAGUUUUUGGGGAGAGCAUUUUUUUAGGAGACAGCGGCUACCCCCUAAGAACAUACCUUCUUAAUCCAGUCACCAACCCCACCACGCAGGCUGAGCACAGUUACAACGCUGCACAUGCCCGUACCCGCAACUUGGUGGAGCGCUCGAUUGGGCGCUGGAAGAUGCGUUUCCGUUGCCUUCAUAAAUCUGCUGGAGGGUUGCGUCUGAAGCCACAAAGAUGUUGUGCAGUAGUAGUAGCUACAGCCAUGCUACACAACAUUGCAGUUACUGGAGGUGCAGCUUUGCCAGAAGAGGUGGAUGAAGAAGAGGAAGAGGAAGCAGGUUUCCACAACCCACCUGAAUUACGAGAUGCCCUACACGCUGCUGGUGUGCAAACGAGGAAUCAAAUGAUUCACUCUAUUUUUGGUUAA
Molecule: messenger RNA, 966 nt
Organism: Misgurnus anguillicaudatus (oriental weatherfish)
Lineage: Eukaryota; Metazoa; Chordata; Actinopteri; Cypriniformes; Cobitidae
Source: RefSeq, a predicted model, not a curated record